UUUGAACUUCUGAACUUGCUGAAAAUGAUCGUUUCCUGCGACACCUCCUUGUUGACCGAUAUCCCCCUAAACUUCAUCUCCUAAUAUUUCCCCCUUUUCGCCUUUGCGCCCACCCUCUACCUACGCGAAUAUGGACUUGGACGAAGCGCAGAUUCUCCUGAAGUCGUGGCUACGAUAUGUCGUUACAACCUUUCAGAAAUUGCCUGGGUCCGCUGUCCUUGUUCGUUACGUCCAGUCAAGCUACCAGAACGACCCUAUUCGCUCCGCGAUAGAAUUAAUACUGGUUAUCUUCUUCAUUCGAUAUCUCCUGUCUCCCUCCUACUCUACUCAGAAACAAAAUUACGUGAAACUACGCGACGACGAAAUUGACGAACUAGUCUACGAAUGGAGUCCCGAGCCCCUGGUUGCGCCUCUUACUGCGUUUGAGGAGGUAGAGGCUGAAAAGCUGCCCGUCAUCGUUGGGCCUACGGGACCGAAGUCCAAGCUCAGCAAUGGACGGACAGUGACGAAUCUUGCAACCUACAACUUCUACAACUUCAACGCCAACGAACAGAUCAAGGAGAAGGCAAUUCAGACGCUGCGCACAUACGGCGUUGGCCCUUGCGGCCCGCCUCAGUUCUACGGGACGCAGGAUGUUCACAUGAAGACCGAAGCGGAUAUCGCCAACUACCUCGGGACUGAGGGGUGUAUCGUAUACGCCCAGGCCUUCUCGACCAUAUCGAGCGUCAUCCCAGCCUUCUGCAAGCGAGGAGACAUCAUUGUCGCCGAUCGCGCCGUGAACUACGCGAUCCGCAGGGGCCUCGAGAUUUCCCGUAGCAGCAUCAAAUGGUAUCAGCACGGCGACAUGGAUGAUUUAGAGCGUGUCAUGCUGAAAGUGGUCAAGGACCAAGCGGGAAAGAAGCUGACCAGGCGCUUCAUUGUGGCCGAGGGGCUUUUCGAGAUGACCGGCGACAGCGUCGAUCUGCCCAAGUUGGUGGAGCUGAAGGAAAAGUACAAGUUUCGCAUCAUCCUGGACGAGACUUGGUCUUUUGGCACCCUCGGACGGUCGGGGCGGGGCUUGACAGAAGCCCAGAACGUCGACCCAACUCAGGUGGACAUGAUUGUUGGGUCUCUGGCCGGUCCUCUCUGUGCUGGCGGAGGAUUUUGCGCUGGGGCCAAGGAUGUUGUCGAGCAUCAACGCAUCUCAGCCGCCUCAUACACCUUCUCGGCUGCGUUACCGGCCAUGCUUGCGAUUACCGCAACUGAAACGCUGAGCCUGCUGCAGUCGAACCCGGACAUCUUGACGCAGUGCCGUGACAACAUCCGAGCGAUGAGAGCUCAGUUGGAUCCUCGCAGCGAUUGGGUCACAUGCACAAGUGUACCGGAAAAUCCGAUAUUGCUCCUGGUACUUAAGCCCGAGGUGGUGAAGGGGCGUAAUCUGUCCAUAUUGGGCCAAGAACGCCUCUUACAGGAGUGCGUGGACGAGGCUUUGGCCAACGGGGUCCUCAUCACGAAACUGAAGACAAUGCCUUUGCUGAACUACGUCGGGUCCCAGAGUGGCGGAUGGCAAGUGCAACCUGCACUUAAGGUAUGCGUGACAUCAGGACUCUCCAAGAAGGAAAUAGAAAAGGCCGGGAUCACCAUACGCCAUGCCAUCACCAAGGUUAUGACGCGGAAAUCCAGUGCGCGGACCGGGUAGGUUCCCUCUAGAGACCUGGGCGUAUGAAGCGUCCUCCGGCGUGAGUCCUAUCGGUGUCAUUUUUGCCGGGAUGGGCAUGCUUGCCCGGAACUCGGCGCCGAGUGCCAAACCCAGGUCGUCGGUUUAGGGAACUCGCCCGUUCCGUUUCAUCCUCUGCCCUUGAGUUAUCGCGGCAGUGGCUAUUGGGCCUGGAUGGGCACUAUUUCUGGGUGUCAGGGGUAGAGGCGGGUCAAUGGAAAGGACAUACACGGCAUGGCAAUAGAUUAUUUGAGCGACUCGGGGUGGGGUGUUGCCAGGAAGAGGGUACUUUGUGUGUAGUUAGAGACAGCUCUCAUUCGCGUUGCGCGAUCGUGCUCCGGUCUCCAGGGGUAGGUGUGAUACCGCCUCCCUUGAGCAUCGAGAGGGAUUUCCAGAGGCAUAUUAUAGACAGCCUUAUUAAUGAUAAUGGUUCCACGCUGAACCGCCGCUUCUUCGGCA
Molecule: messenger RNA, 2155 nt
Organism: Sodiomyces alkalinus F11
Lineage: Eukaryota; Fungi; Ascomycota; Sordariomycetes; Glomerellales; Plectosphaerellaceae
Product: serine palmitoyltransferase
Exons: 4
Coding region: 131-1678 (515 amino acids)
Biological process (GO): ceramide biosynthetic process; sphingosine biosynthetic process
Cellular component (GO): endoplasmic reticulum
Molecular function (GO): serine C-palmitoyltransferase activity; pyridoxal phosphate binding
Source: RefSeq, a predicted model, not a curated record